AUGUACCUCCCAACCCUCCUCUCCCUGGCCUUCGCCACCCUAUCCCUAGCAUCACCAACACCAGCACCGGUAGACACAGAUGCAGACACAGACGCAGACGCAGUAGCCCCCAGCAAGCUCCGCGUAGUCGGCGUCUCCGUCCUAGGUUCUGGCUGCCGCGCCGGCACGGCCGAUGUCCGCGUCGUGUCCACCAAAAAUACCGCCAUCGAGAUCGCGCUGUCCGAUUACAUCGUGCAAACCGGGCCCGACACGAUGGCGGCUGAUUGGCGCAAGAAUUGUAAAUUGACGCUGAAUUUGGAAUAUGAUGCCGGGUUCCAACUAUCAACCCUAAAAACAACCACCCAAGGUUUCGCCCACCUCCCCGCGGGCGUCAACGGCCAAUGCCGCGACACCAUCGACUUCACGGGCGACGACCGCGAGGUGAGCUACGGCAUUGCGCUGGACGGGGCGUGCGACGGGGCCUUUUCGCUGUCGGCCAGUCCGGAUAUUGCGCUGUGGUCGGCGUGUGGCGGGGGCACGGCGAUUUUGAAUGUGAAUACGGAGUGCUGGAUCUCGCCGACGGAGAAGAGGGCGCUUAUUGCGGUCGAUAGUAUUAGUAGUAAAUUGGUGGUUCGGGUUGCGCUUCAAUGGAGGAAGUGCUAA
Molecule: messenger RNA, 642 nt
Organism: Dichotomopilus funicola
Lineage: Eukaryota; Fungi; Ascomycota; Sordariomycetes; Sordariales; Chaetomiaceae
Exons: 3
Coding region: 1-642 (213 amino acids)
Source: RefSeq, a predicted model, not a curated record